GCACGGGCUGGGGGGGCGGGGAGGGCCGAGCCGGUCACCGCCCCCGGCCCCUCCCCGGCCCCGCCCCGCGCCGCUCCGACCGCGGGCGGCCAGGGGGCAGGCGCGCCGGCUGCAUCCCCAUCCUCGGCGGCGGCCGGCACUGCGCGCGGGCGAGCGGCGCGGGCGGAGCGCCAGGCCAGCCAUGGCCACCACCAGCACCACGGGCUCCACCCUGCUGCAGCCCCUCAGCAACGCCGUGCAGCUGCCCAUCGACCAGGUCAACUUUGUAGUGUGCCAACUCUUUGCCUUGCUAGCAGCCGUUUGGUUUCGAACUUACCUACGUGCAAGCAAAACUAGCUCUUUUAUAAGACAUGUUGUUGCUACCCUUUUGGGUCUUUAUCUUGCACUUUUUUGCUUUGGAUGGUAUGCCUUACAUUUUCUUGUACAAAGUGGAAUUUCCUACUGUAUCAUGAUCAUAAUAGGAGUGGAGAAUAUGCACAAAUAUUGUUUUGUGUUUGCUUUGGGAUACCUCACAGUGUGCCAAGUUACUAGAGUUUAUAUCUUUGAUUAUGGACAAUAUUCUGCUGAUUUUUCAGGUCCAAUGAUGAUAAUUACCCAGAAGAUUACUAGUUUGGCAUAUGAAAUUCAUGAUGGCAUGUUUCGGAAGGAUGAAGAACUAACUCCAUCACAGAGAGGUUUAGCUGUAAGGCGCAUGCCAAGUCUUCUGGAGUAUCUAAGUUACAACUGUAACUUCAUGGGCAUCCUGGCUGGACCACUGUGCUCUUACAAAGACUACAUUACAUUUAUUGAAGGCAGAUCAUACCACAUGGCACAACCAGGCGAAAAUGGAAAAGAAGAAGUACAGUAUGAAAAAACAGAGCCAUCUCCAAAUAUUGCUGUUGUUCAGAAGCUCUUGGUCUGUGGACUUUCCUUAUUAUUUCACUUGACCAUCUCUAAAACAUUACCUGUCGAGUACAACAUUGAUGAACAUUUUCAAGCUACAGCUUCAUGGCCAACGAAGAUUAUCUAUCUUUAUGUCUCUCUUUUGGCUGCCAGACCUAAAUACUAUUUUGCAUGGACAUUAGCGGAUGCUAUUAAUAAUGCUGCAGGCUUUGGUUUCAGAGGAUAUGACAAAAAUGGAGCAGCUCAUUGGGAUUUAAUUUCCAAUCUGAGGAUUCAGCAAAUAGAGAUGUCAACAAGUUUCAAGAUGUUUCUUGAUAAUUGGAAUAUUCAGACAGCUCUCUGGCUCAAAAGGGUAUGCUAUGAACGAGCCUCCUUGAGUCCAACUAUACAGACAUUUAUUCUCUCUGCCAUCUGGCAUGGAGUCUAUCCAGGAUAUUAUCUGACAUUUCUGACAGGAGUAGUAAUGACAUUAGCAGCUCGAGCGAUACGAAAUAACUUUAGACAUUAUUUCCUUGAACCUCCCCAACUUAAAUUAUUAUAUGAUGUUAUAACAUGGAUAAUAACUCAGAUAGCAAUAAGUUACACAGUUGUGCCAUUUGUCCUUCUUUCUAUAAAACCAUCAUUCAUGUUUUACAGUUCCUGGUAUUUCUGCCUUCACAUUGUUGGUAUUUUAGUAUUAUUAUUGUUGCCAGUGAAAAAAUCUCAAAGACAAAAGAAUAUACAUGAAAAUGAAAAUGUGCAGCUGUCACGAUCAAAAAAGUUCGAUGAAAGAGAAAAAUCUUUGGGACAAAAUAGUUUUUCUACAACAAACAAUGUUUUCAAUCAGAAUCAAGAAAGAUCCUCCAGACAUUCUCCUUUAACACAAUGAUGGAAAAACAAUUUGAUGGCUGUACUUUGUAUGUUAACAGGAACCAAUCUUAGCACCUUUUCAAGGGGUUUGUGUUUGUUUGAAAAGAAAGUGGGGGUGAAAUCAGACAGUUAUAGAUGGGGAAUUUCCUGUAUAUCUGGUAGGAAAUGGAAUGAAAUGAUCCUUCCCAAACCAUGUCCCUGUGGGCCAUGCCUUAUAUAAAAUAUCUCCAUUAAUUCAAUGGGCACUCAGGACCUCAACAUAUGUCCAUAGGGUCAUAUGUGUGCCCUGUUGUUGAAUGUAUGUAGCGUAUCCCAAGGCGCAGAAGAAGAGGAAAUGGAAAUGUAAUUGUGUCAAUCUGGAUGAUCGAGAGAUUAACUUUUCCAACUGAAUGUCUUGCCUUAAAUCUCCAAUUUCCUAAAAAUUGUUCUGAAAUGGUUUUUCAAGUGUAAAUUGUGAGAACACUAUUUCAAUUUUAGAUGUGUGUUAUAAAGGAAUUUUGGAGGAAUUUGAAAAGGCUCUUAUAAGAUUGUGGAUACUUUAAAAAUGCAAUAAAUAUCUCAGUAUUCGAAGGGGUUUCUCAAGGUAUCUAAGAUGACCAUAGUAUGCAGUGAAACUGUAAACAGUAACGGAUGCCAAAUUACAAGGUAGCUUGUUUUCUUGGAUAAUCUAAUUGCUUGUGUCAGUAAAAGAACCCUUCAAGGAAGAGUUUCUUAAACAUGAUUAAAGGUCGGUAAUGGAAAUUCUAGGCUUAUUUUCUUUAAAAAAGGGAGUUAUGAUGAAGGAAGGCAUGAAUGAAGGAAGCACCAAGGGACAGAGCUAGACUGAGGGGUGACUGGCUCCAGGCGCGUUGUGCAGGCUCAGGUACCCAGCAGAAGUGCUUCUUGCCCUCAUUUCUCUGUAGUCUUUGUGAUUAUGUAAGACAUAAACUUUUUUUUUUUGUCUCAAAACUUAAUACUUUUGACUUUUUCAGUGAGAUUUUUCAAGCCUAAAUUGUAUAGACUUUAAAAAUGAUUAUGAAAAUAAUAGUGGUAGAUUGAGAAAACCACUAAGGUUACUGUGUGGCUCUAUUCCUCUAUUAUCCUUGAUAUUCUCCAUGACAUUUGGGCAAGUCUUACAGAAAUGGAAAAGAGUUCACUGGGUUCGUCCACAUUUUUUGAGAGCAAUAUAAAUUAUUUUAUAAACUCGUAAGUUCUCACUUUUUUUUACUGUUCACUUUUGUUAGUGGGUAUUUGAUUCUCUAAGUAGGAAAAUGUACUUUUAUUUACCGGCCACUUUUUUCCAUAUUAAUCUUGCCCUGAGUUCCUAGGCAUCUCCUUUGAUCCCACAGAACUGGGUGCUGACAGGAGAUAAGAGCAGAAGGGCGGGCUGGAUCCCAGCCUGCCCCAGGGCCCGAGCCUCAGAGAAUGUCAGGACUGUGAUAAGCUAAGCCUAGACACAGAUCAGAAUCACAGCUGCGAGAGAGGCGAGCAGGGCCUCUGGAAAGCUUUAGUAGAAUUUAUUUUCCUGUUUUCCCCCUUUAAGCUACAUUAUUUAUGUCUCUUUCUUACAGACCCAAAUUCUUUGCUCUCAAAAUCUUGAAAAAUAGAACUAUAUAAGGUCAGACCACUUUUUCUUUUUUUUAAAUUUUUUCAGUUGUGGCACCAUGAUUGACAAUGCCUCUAAUGAAAGGGUUUCGUGCAUGUGCAUAUAAAGGUCCAACACCACACCCUCCACCUGAACGCCGCUUCCUCCCUUCCCCUAGGUUCUGUUCUACGGACUGUUCUGUAACUUUCAACUAUUAUUCCCUUCUUAUGUUUCUUUAUACAAAGGAGAGCUCAUUCAGUGUAAGGGAUCAGAACUCUCUUUCCCAUUUAUUAGGGGAAGGCGCUUGUGCCUUAGCACAGUUUGCCUGGACAAAGCCGCGUGCUGUUUUCCUAAGUGUAUUAUGACACCGGAGACAGAUGAAAUCAGAGACUAUGUUCAGGAUCCCUCCCACCCUGUGUGCUUAUCAAACCUUAGAGAAAGGCUAACAUAGGUGGUUUUUGACAUUAAAACUCUGACCAGAGUUAAGGUGCUCCACUUGCUGAAACCUGAAGACAGAUACGUGUUCUGUUCAUUGUACCCUUGCAUCCCAUUCCUGCAUCUUGCUGCCCCUCGAUGCUUAAGUGUUACUCUUUUCCUGCAGCUGCCCUUUUCUAACUGUCCCCAACCUGUAUUCCAACAGCCAGCCAGGACCCCCUGCCUGCCUCCUUGAGGUAAGGUACAAGCCCUUCCCCUGCAGUAAACUUGAGGAUUGCAAGUUCUGGUCUCUUCUAAGUUUCUAGUUUUUGAGAGCCAAUGAACCUGACAUCUGUAGUAUCUUUUAAUUUUUGAUAUUUAAUAAAUUUGCAAACCAAGCUAAGGACGGAACUAUUAUCUGACUUGACAGAGUAUUUUAUUUAAAGAAGAAAGCAAAAGCAAGUGUACUUAGGACUUUUGAGGUCUCAAUUAGCAGAAAAGUAUUGUACCUUUUUAAAACUUCAGCAUCCUACUCUUUGUUUAUAUAAAUUAUUUUCCUAAAGGUAAAUGUUUCCACCUCUUUCCACCUUAAUCAUGCCCUCUUCCUUUCCAGAUAAAUAGAUAACUAAAUAAAUUUCUCUACCCCUUCCUCCCCCUCAGUCUGCACUGAAAUUAUUUUUGUGGUGUAAUAUGAGAAGAUAGAAAACCAUAAUUAUGAAAAGUAUCUGUUACCUAAAGUGUCUCCUCAGCAUCUUUUUAAAACCGAGGAGAAUCUGACCGCUCUUAAGGAAUUAAAGAAACUUGGAAAUUAAAAGACAAGCAUAGGCCUGUCAUAAGUGAAAAGAGAAAAAAGCUUAAUAAAAACUUCUUGUUCAGUCUAUCUAGACACUUUACAGAUACUCACCACUUAUUUGUAUUACCUGACUGCAUUUUAUUUUUUGGUCUCUAAACCUACAUCACUUUGUUACAUGCUCAUUAAGUAUCAUCAUGGCCCCACCAUACAGAAAAUAAGAUAAUUGAUGAAUUUCCUAUUACUUUGAAGACAGUGACAUAUACUGUCUUAUUUUAAUCCCUAUGGAUCAACUAGUAUUGUAUAAAAUGAUUUUUGAUAGGUUUUUCUUAAUUUCAGUGAAAUAAUUAUGAAAUAAUAUGAAAUCUAGAAGAAAAACCAAGAAAUAAUUAUAAUUCUCAACAUGACUUUACUUGUGAAAUUUUUUUGGCUAUGUCAAAUAAAUGUAUCUGUGUGGAAUGUUGUAAGGAAUCAUACUUUGCAUCUACUCAGAAGAAUUGAAAAUGGUAUAUCUCUUCUACUUUAUGUGAAAAGAGAUUCAUUGUAAUAUGAUUUUUUCAAAUCAACAGAACCUAUUCUGUUGAUUCUGUGCAUUCUUCUCUGCAUUUCAUUUGUCAUAAAACCACUCCAGAGAUAAUCAAUCAAUGUUAUAUUUAUACUUUCUUGUUUAUUAUGUACUUCUCAGGGAAAAAUGAACAAAAAUAAUUAUUCCCUCAGUUUUAUUUCUUGAAAUAGUAACUUUAAUUUAAUAUAUUCUGACUGCACCAUUUCACAAGUGGCCCAUUCUUAGUACUUAAACUAAGCAUUUUUAUUGGAACUCAGGGCGAUUGGGAAAAUUUAGUUUCUAAAAUGGUCCAAUAAUAAAGGUUUAGUUGGCUUUAAAAAGAUCUACCACUACCACACUACAUUUGAUUUGAUAGUAACCUUUAUAUUAAUCCCCACCAUGUAAGACACUCACCAGAUUACCACAGGUAGCAGUUUAAGAAAAAAUGCAGAAAAAGAAUGGUUCUAAAAAGUGAAGGUAACUUCCAUGAAAGCACUAGCUAUCCUGAGAAGAGUCCUGGGUCAUCACCUGCCUUGAUGUUUACAGAGCCUUUAAGAGUGGGACAGAGCCUUAGUAAGCAAAAGGGUCAGUCCUGAAAAUGUAUGACCAGUCAUGCCUGUAAGGAAUGGAAGCUUUUAGCAGAAUCCAUAGGAGUCUGAGACACAGUCUCUUUAAUUACUUAAGUGUAAAAUCCCAGCACCUCAAAAGAGGCUGUUGACAGCAGAGGAACCCUUUGGACCUAUUACAUCAGAAGUGUGGCAGCUUUCCCAUGUCUUUCAGUCUGGCCUUUUAAAGCACUUAAAGGGGUCUUUCAUAAUGAAAUCAUUCCAUUGAAGAAAACCUACUUUCCUUUGUUUUUGUUUUUUUGCUUUUUGGUUUCUGUUUGUGCUGUAAAAUUGAAGUAGAUCUAUAUUAAGAAAUACUUUAAACAAAUUACCAAUUUUUCAAAAGGACAGGGUUUACUGCCAUAUAACUUCACAAAGAUUAUUUCAUUUAAAGAUACUUAAAAUGUGUUUAAUUUAGUUGCACCUUAUUUUAAGUUACAGGGAAAAUUACGAAACUUUGCCAUUAAAAUAAUAAAAUGUAUACUAUUUUAAUUAAAGGACUAGAUUAACUUAGGACAAAAGUCUUAUUUAAAACUCAUACCUUGUAAAUAUUUUAUUUAUAUAUUCAUGAACAACUGUGGACAUUUAUGCCUUUUUCUUAUAAACUUCAAAAGAGUAUUAGUUAAUUGGUUUUAAGAGUUCUACAUUAUAAUUGAAAGAAAACUUACUUAAGAGAAUAAUUUUUCUAGAAUAGUGUUCCUUUAUGCUGUGACUGCAAAAAUUUGUCCUGCAUUUUAGAUAUAAACCAGCACUGUAUAAAGUUUUCUUCAGCCACUAAUAGUCCAUCUAGCUGAAAUUGAAUACAUCAGAUUUAACACAGGGGCAGAAUUUUACACACUGUGAAAUGUAAUAUCUACUGUCCUGAGUACAUUUUAAAACUAUUACAUUUAAUAAGUGACUGAUCGUUUAUCCACUUAGGUUAGAUGUUGGAAGGGAAAGAUUCAGAAGGUUGGUGGGUCUCCCCAGUUGUUUUCUGCAGUGUCAUGUACUCAAAUCUAUAUUCAUGACAAAAGAAAUUUAGAAAUUUUCCAUGUUGAUAUUUUGUAGGAAUGCUCUUAUAAUCAAUGACUAUACUGCUUUUUUGAGGCUUUUAUUGUACAGAGGAUGCAGCCAAUUACAUUUGAAAUUGGUGGGCUGCACAAUAAUGUUUUUAUAUAUUUUAAGAUAGUAUUUAUUUUCAAGGCUUUUUUUUUUAACAUUAUGCAAACCCCAGGAAAGAACUGACAAGCUCUACAGGUAAAAGAUUCGGAGUACCUGAAACAGAGCCUAAAGACACAUUUAUAUGCUAAAUAAUUCAUUUUGCUUUUAAAACUGAUAAUAAUUGUCUUCUUUUAGUACAGCUUUUGUAAAUUAAAGAAAGCCAAGAUCGUAUGUUCUAUAAAUAAUGUUAUAAAGGUCCAUACAAACCAUUAUCUACAGCUUUCUCAGUGAUGAAUAGCCAUCUUUCCAGUUAUGUUUUAUUAAAUUUUGCUAGUAUUUAAAAAUAUGGAAAUGUAAUGAAAAAUCAGAAGUUACUAGUCACUUUCUUAGUUCAGAAUGGACUAAAUGAAAGGCUGCCUUUUACUGGAGUCCCAAGUGACUAUCCUGUUCAGUCUCUACUUGGGGGUAGCUUCUUUGAAAAAUAUAUUAGUUGGGGCUGGAGUGAUAGCACAGUGGGUAGGCGUUUGCCUUGCACGUGGCCGACCCGGGUUCGAUUCCCAGCAUCCCAUAUGGUCCUCUGAGCACCGCCAGAGGUGAUUCCUGAGUGCAGAGCCAGGAGUGGCCCCUGUGCAUCGCUGGGUGUGACCCAAAAAGAAAAAAAAAUUACAUUUGUUGAUAUGCCCUUCUGUUCUUUUCCAUUCAAGAAUAAAGGCAUAUAGAGAAUUUACCAAAGUUGAAAUAUGCCUAAAAAUUUUAAAGUGGUUUACCAGUGAAGUGCAUUUGUUCCUGAUUUUUUUUUAAUCACAGUGAGAAAAAGAGUUAAGCAUACAACAGGCAUAUGUUCCAAACCAGUCUUCUCUAUCUUUGUGACCUACUUCUCCAACCAGAAGGGGAAGAUAGAACGCAAUAGAAACAAGAGUAAAAAUCAUUCAGCUGAAACAAGAGAAUCCUUCUACAGACAGUGAAAAUGUGUGGUUUCAUUCCUGCCUUCCUUCAAGAGUUGUAUCUUGAUCUCUGCCUAGUUGAAUGUCCCCCAACAAGGGAGGAGGGACCCGACUCCAGCAGCCAGUAUUUACUGUACUCAUUUGCCUUCCCUGGGUGAAAAUAGAACGUGUUUUGUGCUUUUUGUUUUUAUUAUUCCAGAAUAUUUUUUUAAAGAAGUGUUAUUUUUCAGCAGAUCCAUAAAUUAGUUCUUGUUGUAUGGUAGAUUAAAACCACUGUCAGUUACACUGUGAUGUGAUGAUUUCAUAACCACUUGUUUCUAGUCUGUCCUGAGAGCUGCAUUUGUGGCUUAUUGCUGGGUUUUAAAAAUGUUUUUAACUUACAUAUAAAUGUUUUUUUUCUAAUUUGUGUGUCUUUAAACCUGAUUAAACAGUAGUUUAAAAAUAACCUGUGUUUGAUAAUUUCAGAGAAUUUUAUAUAUUUGUGUGUGUGUGUGUAUAUAUAUAUAUAUAUAUAUAUAUAUAUAUAUAUCACUGGUAAUACCAGGUCUCUCAUUAAAUUGACAGUGACUUUUAUUGAAGGAUUUAAAAUAUGGUAUUCUAAGGAAUUCAUUGGCUAAGUGAUUAAAAACUAAAACCAUUGUCAUACACUUUAUGGGUGAAGGGUUAUUGUUAUUGAGGUAACACAGCAUAUGGUAAUGUUUAUCUUUAUACUCUAGGUGUACAGUGUUACUAGGCCACAGCCACCACCAAAAUGCCUGAAUACCUUUAGCACUGCCCUUGGAAAGAUUAGUGCAUAGGAUCUUGUUUUCUCUUCUAUAUUCUAUUUAUGCAAUGGAAGAUGCUCCUUUUCCUCAGAACAGGCUUCCCCGGUGUAUCACUGGCCCCUUUUCAUAGUACUUAUGUCUACUUUUGCUUUCUGCAUUUGAGAAACAUAACCCUGGGACUCCCCCUAACUAGGAUUCUGCACCAUGAUUCUGUACUUAAAGAACUCUGGAGUGUACAUGUUGACUUCUGGAUGCUGUUGUGAGCAACUGUGGGGAAACAUUACCUUGUAUUGUCGUACACAGACAAUAGGCUGAACACAUGCCAACUCCAAUCUUGGUGUUUUCUCUCCAGAAGGUGUUAGACUAUCAGAGCAGAGUUAAAUGACUCCUCUUUGAUAUUCAGGGCCAUCCUGAAAUGGACUGUAGCCAAGAACAAUACAGAGACUGCCUUCAAACUGACACUCCCCAAAGCCCUUCAUCCUGAGAAGUGUGAUCUGAGGGACCCUGAUUCCUUUUCUGUAAAACAUCUGGAAGGACAGAUGAUUAAAGAUGUUCUAUUUUAUUUAGAAAAACAUUGUAAUAUAUUUUGUAGUUUUUUUCCUUCAGAGUCUGUUCCAGAAUCAUGUCAUGAAUUUCCAUUCAUGUUCUGAGUAAAAAAAAAUAAAUCACUGCUCUUAUUUUCAA
Messenger RNA from Sorex araneus (European shrew), 9180 nucleotides. It is a transcript of the gene MBOAT2, whose product is annotated as membrane bound O-acyltransferase domain containing 2. Gene Ontology annotation, cellular component: membrane. The transcript has 13 exons. The record is from RefSeq and is a predicted model, not a curated record. Gene Ontology annotation, biological process: lipid modification. NCBI's taxonomy places the organism in Eukaryota, Metazoa, Chordata, Mammalia, Eulipotyphla, Soricidae. Gene Ontology annotation, molecular function: acyltransferase activity. Bases 182 to 1750 code for a protein of 522 amino acids.